AUGGCUUGCUUGGACACGUACAAGAACAAGUCAGAUCAGAAGGGACAGUUCCCUCCGAUGAGCCCAAGACUGUCCUUUUCCAACGACUUCGUCGAAUCAUCCAAUAAUCCCUCCCCCACCAACACCACCAACAAUAUUCAGGAUCCAAAAAUCCUUUCAAAUACUCCCCCCUCCGACGACUUCGAAUUCUCUCCAAAUCCCACUAAUCACACCGCCAUGACCGCCGCCGACCAGCUCUUCUUCAAGGGAAAAUUAUUGCCCACUCUCGGAGACGAGCUUCUCAUUGACGACGACGAAGACAUUGCUCCAGUGCCCCCGAAAAGUGGCCUACCAAAAUGGAAGGAGUUCUUGAGCCUGAAGAGAUCCGUUGUUGAUGGGCGCUGCACGGCCACCGAUAACAACAAAAACAUCGACGCCAACCAAGGCAAAAUCCCCAAAUUGGCCCUCUACGAUAACUCCUCCUCCCAUCUUCCCAUAACUUCCUAG
Messenger RNA from Cucumis melo (muskmelon), 486 nucleotides. RefSeq lists its product as uncharacterized. The transcript has a single exon. Lineage: Eukaryota; Viridiplantae; Streptophyta; Magnoliopsida; Cucurbitales; Cucurbitaceae. The record is from RefSeq and is a predicted model, not a curated record. Bases 1 to 486 code for a protein of 161 amino acids.